Messenger RNA from Leptopilina heterotoma, 2154 nucleotides. RefSeq names its product homeobox protein aristaless-like. Lineage: Eukaryota; Metazoa; Arthropoda; Insecta; Hymenoptera; Figitidae. The transcript is spliced from 5 exons. Gene Ontology annotation, molecular function: RNA polymerase II transcription regulatory region sequence-specific DNA binding; DNA-binding transcription factor activity, RNA polymerase II-specific. The record is from RefSeq and is a predicted model, not a curated record. The coding region runs from base 1 to 1122 and encodes 373 amino acids. Gene Ontology annotation, biological process: regulation of transcription by RNA polymerase II.
AUGUUCAGCUCUCACGUGAAAGGAGAGAAUGCGCUUAUCGGCGGCUAUUGUGUGAGUCUCCUCUUUGAUGAAUAUUUGGAAAAUUUAUUAGUCCCUACCAUUAUUUUCGAUAAUACGGCACGUGGUAGCAGCGAGGCUGUCUCACAGACGAGUCCUGCGAGCAGUACGAGCAGCUCCAGCGUGAGUCAGGCGAGCCAACAAGUGUCCCAGGUGAGCCAAACUCACCAGCAAUCGGCCCAGAGUCAUCACCAUCAUCAGGACAUUCAAAUGGGCAUCUCCACUGACGAUGUGAGGCCCGAAGACGAUGGUCUGCAUCCAAGGGCGGCUCCAACGAGUCCCGAGAGUGAAGCCGAGGUCGAUGACUUUGCACCCAAGAGAAAACAGCGCCGAUAUCGAACGACAUUUACCAGCUUUCAGUUGGAGGAACUCGAGAAGGCCUUCUCCAGGACACAUUAUCCCGAUGUUUUCACCAGAGAGGAACUUGCCAUGAAGAUUGGUUUGACGGAGGCUCGCAUUCAGGUAUGGUUCCAAAAUCGCCGAGCAAAAUGGCGGAAGCAGGAGAAGGUGGGCCCUCAAGGUCACCCGUACAACCCCUAUCUGGGAGCCGGCGGACCUCCGCCAUCGGCAGUGGUGGCGCCAACAUUGCCGAAUCCAUUCGCCCACCUCGGCUCGUUCGCGCUCCGGAAGCCCUUCGACACCUUCCGCUAUCCACCUCUAAGUCAUGGACCAGUUCUUCCCGGUGGCUAUCCGCCGCACCCCUAUCACAGGGCAGCUCCACCUCCCCUCCUGCCGCCGGGAAUGCCACUUCCCUACACAUCGGCGGCCUCCUUCCAAAGUCUCCUCGCCAACAUUUCGGCCGCGCAACGACCCAAGUUGGUGCGCACAUCGCCACCCCCACCGCCACCACCGGCGCCGGCGAUCACUCUGCCGCAUCCCCCGGCGCCACCGGCACCACCCCCGCCGCCCACGUCCACUUCGCCGCAGGGCUCGCCGACUGGCAGUGUCUCCGGCGCGCCCGACAUCGAUCGCAGGACCAAUAGCAUCGCAUCGCUCAGACUCAAGGCGAGGGAGUAUGAACUGCAUCUGGAAAUGCUGCGCAAAAAUGGAGAUCUCAUCAGCUGAAAUAGCAUUAUUUUCAUUUCGCUGUGAACAACUGAUAAGUGGACCUACCUUCCUUCGCGGGAUCGAAGGCUUUCUUUUCUUUGCAAGGGGCGAGGGGUUUUGGAAUUUUUUCUUCUUUUUUGAAUUGUUAUAAUGAUCUGCUCUCUAAAUUUGAAUCUGUUAAGAACUUAAAAAUAACGAAUUUAGAAGCAAAAAGUCAGACACUAAGGACCAGUUUCACAAAUACCGAUUAAAAGUUAAUCAAUGAUGAAAUCCUCAAUCAACCAAUCAUAAGCCGUUAAACUGGCUUUAAGCAUUGAUUAACUUUAAAUUGAGGUUGGUAGAAUUAUUCCUAAUUCAAGUAGUAAUAUUUCUACUGACAAGUAGUUAAAGAUAACUGAUGUUUCAGUAAAUUUUUUUUCACUGAUUCAAUUAGUCAAGUUUAACUAAGUUUUACGUUAUUUUUUUUUGACUGAAAAUGAGUUAUUUGUUUACUGAAAAUGAGUUAUUUUUUUAUAACUAUUUUUCACUGAAAAUCAGUUAUUUCGAACUGAUUUAGAAGCAAAAAGUCAGUCACUGAUUGUCAGUUAAAACCAUGAUUUUUCACCGAUUCAAAUUAAAUGAGUGAUGGUCCAAUUGACAAUUUCACGAUCUGACCAUCAAAUCGUGAUUGACCUACAGAUCAAGUUCUACUAUUUGACUUUCAUUUUCACUUCCAUUGUAAAAAAAAUUUAUUUUUACUUUCAUGAAUUUUUAUUUUUACUUUUACUUCUACUUGGAUAGAUUUUUACUUUCACUUUCAUUUUAGUUCUGACAGACCUUCGGAUGAUUCGACUUUUUUUCGACAAUUUUCAGAAAAGUCUUUUUUCGACUUUUUUCAACUUGUUUUCCAGAAAGUGCAAUUCAUUAUAAAACUGAAGUUCGCAACGUUUUUAAAAACGAAUUAAUUUCCAAGUUAAAUUCAUCUCUACUUUUUCUUUGUUCGUAAAUAUUUGAGAAAAUAAUUUUUUCCCAAAGAACAAAAUUACAUUAUUUUUUUAAUUUUUGUUCUCA